AUGCACAAAAUUGCGCAAAGGGCGCGAUUCUCGAAUCGCGCACCAAUUCUCACACACUCAAACUUGGAUCAAUCGCAACUAGUUUCCAAGUUUUCAAACCAUGCUACCAUUGAUACAAAUCCAACGUUUUUGUCUUAUGCUGCCAUAGAUAGCGCUCGCACAGUUGAAUCUCUUGAUUAUCGGGAAAUUACAAGCACAAGAGAACUUAGGAAUACAUUUGACAAAUACAAUAGAAACGUUUUAUCUCGAUGCCUGAACUGGACUUCGGGGGCAAUUGAUAAUCAUCAUGCAGCCAGCUAUGUGGUAAAUCGUCAUUUUACAGCCGAUCACAAUGAUAAAUGCACAAAGGGGUUCUCAAGUAAGCAUCUUAAAAGUAUUCCAGACUUUGUAAGGAUAGUGGAGGUUGGUGCAAGGGAUGGAUUGCAAAAUGAGAAGGUUAUUGUCCCCACUAAUGUGAAAAUUGAAUUGAUAAAACUGCUAGUUUCUUCUGGGUUGUCUGUUGUUGAGGCGACAAGUUUUGUCUCACCAAAAUGGGUGCCACAGUUGGCAGAUGCAAAGGAUGUAUUGAAAGCAAUUCAAGAUGUUGAAGGUGCUAGUUUUCCUGUCUUAACUCCAAAUCUCAAAGGUUUUGAGGCAGCUGUUGCUGCUGGAGCUAAGGAAGUGGCUGUUUUUCCCGCUGCUUCUGAAUCAUUCUCUAAAGCAAAUCUCAAUUGUGGCAUUGAGGAUAACCUUGCACGUUGCCGUGAUAUUGUUUCAGCUUCUAGAAGCCUCAAGAUCCCAGUUCGUGGAUACAUCUCAUGUGUUGUGGGAUGUCCUCUGGAAGGAAAAAUUGCUCCAGCAAAAGUAGCUUACGUUGCAAAAUCACUUUAUGAGAUGGGGAUCUCGGAGAUUUCAUUAGGGGAUACAAUUGGUGUUGGCACCCCUGGUACCGUCAUUCCUAUGCUUGAAGCUGUUCUUGAUGUCGUUCCAAUUGAUAAGCUUGCUGUCCAUUUUCACGAUACUUAUGGUCAGGCACUUUCAAAUAUUCUAAUUUCACUACAGAUGGGGAUCAGCACAGUGGAUUCAUCUGUCUCUGGUCUUGGAGGCUGUCCAUAUGCCAAGGGUGCAACUGGGAAUGUGGCCACUGAAGAUGUUGUUUAUAUGCUGAAUGGACUUGGAGUUAAAACUAAUGUUGACCUUGGAAAACUUAUGCUUGCUGGGGAUUUCAUCUGCAAGCAUUUAGGACGUGCAUCUGGUUCAAAAGUCACAACGGCAUUGAAUAAAGUUACAAAUUGUGCCUCUAAACUUUGA
Lathyrus sativus (Indian pea) is the source of this 1290-nucleotide messenger RNA. The record is from the annotation of a GenBank genome assembly. Lineage: Eukaryota; Viridiplantae; Streptophyta; Magnoliopsida; Fabales; Fabaceae.